AUGGAAGUUAAAAGUGCCUAUAUUGUGGGCUUAAAAGUUUACUAUGCAUUUCAGAUUUGGAAACCUCUAGAGGUUUGUCACAGAAGCCACAAGUUGUCACAGAAACUACAAAGAAGACAUAACCUCUUCGACUUUCAAGAAGACUAUGAAGAGAAGAGGAACAGGGGAAAAGCUGAGGAGCUCGACCUUGUGAGCAAAAACUUCCUUGUCCUGCCCUUUCCACACCUAAGGAUGGAGAAGGUGUCAGCAGCCCUGCCGAAAAUGCAGCCGGAGCUCAUCUGUCUUGUCUGCCUGGACUACCUCAAUGAUCCCGUCACCAUCGACUAUGGCCACAACUUAUGUGACGCCUGCAUCCGCAUGUCAUGGAAGGACCUGCAGGACACAUUCCCUUGUCCCGUGUGCCGGCAGGCCCGCCAGCAGAUGCGCAUCAGUGCCAACGCCCAGCUGGGCAGGCUGGUGGACCUGGCCAAGCUCCUGCACAGAUCUGAGAGCAGCGAGAUGGCGCGGGCAGAGGCGGGCAGGUGUGAGGAGCACAGGCAGGGAGUGAGCCUCUUCUGCGAGGAUGACCAGGAGCUGGGCCACCAGGUCAGGUCCGUGGCCGAGGCAGCGGCUCAUCACAGACAGAGGCUUGGUGAGUGCAUCGAGUCCCUGAAGAAGCAGCUGGUAGAGGUGCAGAAGCGAGAAGUCGCCCAGGACACAAACCUCCUGCAGCUGAGAGCAGACAUGGAAAAGCACAGGAGUCAGCUGGCCUCGGAAUUUGAGCAGCUCACCCAGUUUGUGGAGCGUGAGCACGAGACUGCGCUCUGCAGGCUGGCAGAAGAGGACAAACGCCUGCAGCAGCAGCUUAGGGACAACCUGGAGGCCUACUCGGACCACAUCUGGGAGCUGGAAGACCUCAGACGGGAGGUGGCGGAGCGGAGCGUGAUGUCCAAGGAGAUGGUGCUGAGGGGGGUGAGGGGACUGCAGCAGCGCUGGGCAGGCCUGCAGCUCCCAGCCGUGCAGCCCCUUUGCUUCAGGCCGGUGGCCUACAGCCUCCCUCCUCUGUGCUCGGCGCUCAGCAUCAUCCGGAGAUUCCGAGAGCGCAUCAGUCUGGAUCGCGACACGGCCCACCCCAGCCUGUGCGGGUCCCAGGACCUCCAGUGGGUGACCUGCGUGAGGAAGAGGUUCAAAGGAUAUGGGGACCCCGAAUCCUGUGAUGACACCGCCCAGCUGGUGGUCCUGGGCCUGGAGGGCUUUGCCUCUGGUCGACACUACUGGGAGGUGCAGAUGGGGGCCAAGCCAGAGUGGGCCGUGGGCGUGUGCAGUGUUGCUCAUUUGGCCCAGAACUCGCGGUCCCUGGCGGCUCCCAAGAGAUGUUGGACGCUGCAGCUGCAGGAUGGCGACCACCAGGCAGUGGCCGCGGGGGCCAUGCCUCUGGCUCUCAGGGACCACUCCGCGGCCAUCGGCGUUUACCUGAACUGGGAGCUGGGCCAGCUUUCCUUCUACAUCGCCAACGACAGGUCUCAACUGCACUCGUUCACCGAGCCCUUUGCUCAAGAGCUCAAGCCCUACUUCCGCUAG
Messenger RNA from Sorex fumeus (smoky shrew), 1560 nucleotides. RefSeq names its product tripartite motif-containing protein 75-like. Gene Ontology annotation, molecular function: protein binding. The transcript has 4 exons. Bases 1 to 1560 code for a protein of 519 amino acids. NCBI's taxonomy places the organism in Eukaryota, Metazoa, Chordata, Mammalia, Eulipotyphla, Soricidae. The record is from RefSeq and is a predicted model, not a curated record.